AUGCAAAUCACAUUUUUCUUUGCUGUAUUGUUCUUAUUGGAUCUCUUUUCUUGCUGUCAUGCUUAUCUGCAAUAUCCCUUGCCUGACAUAGAAGAUGCAAAGUUCAUUGAAGACUGUGUGAGAACUCACAACCAGUUGCGAUCCAAGGUGAAUCCACCAGCCAGCAAUAUGCUUCGCAUGUCCUGGGAUGCUGCUUUAGCUAAGACUGCCAAAGCGUGGGCAAAGAAGUGCAAGUUUAAGCACAAUAUCUACCUUAAAAUGCUGGGGAAGGUGCACCCCACCUUUACUCCUGUUGGAGAAAACAUCUGGACUGGCACAGCCACCAUCUUCUCCGUGGAUGCAGCUCUCAGUGAUUGGUUUAAUGAAGUCAGCAGCUAUGAUUUCAACACCAAUAGCUGUAUUGGCAUGUGUGGUCACUACACCCAGGUCGUUUGGGCAGAGAGUUACAAAGUUGGCUGCGCAGUCCACUUCUGCAAUACAGUUGAAAAUUUUCCGGGGCUCUUCCGAGCAGCACAUUUUGUUUGCAACUAUGGGCCAGCGGGGAAUUACCCAAGAAAACCGUAUAAAGUAGGACGACCAUGCAGUGGAUGCAGUAAUGAGAAGUGCAUAGACAAGCUCUGUGAAAAUACAGAACGUGAGAAGCUGAUAAAUUAUGCCUACUGGUAUCCGGACUGGGAUCGUCCCUCUUGUGACCAGUACUGUAUUAGUGUUUCAGUUUUAAGGCCACUGUUUUUGGUACUGAGUACUGGUGCUGUUCUUUUAGUUCAACAGUGGUUUCCACACACAUUUUUUAAUGAGUAA
Messenger RNA from Charadrius vociferus (killdeer), 801 nucleotides. Its product is annotated as glioma pathogenesis-related protein 1-like. NCBI's taxonomy places the organism in Eukaryota, Metazoa, Chordata, Aves, Charadriiformes, Charadriidae. The coding region runs from base 1 to 801 and encodes 266 amino acids. The transcript has 7 exons. Gene Ontology annotation, cellular component: extracellular region. The record is from RefSeq and is a predicted model, not a curated record.